Messenger RNA from Phoenix dactylifera (date palm), 315 nucleotides. The record is from RefSeq and is a predicted model, not a curated record. Lineage: Eukaryota; Viridiplantae; Streptophyta; Magnoliopsida; Arecales; Arecaceae.
AUGAGGAAUAAGAAGGGUGGCACGAGGGGCGGCGAAGGCUCGGCGCGGCGAGUGCCGAGAGGGUGCGUGCCGGUGCUCGUCGGGCUCGAAGAGAUGGAAAGGUUUGAGGUGCGCACCAAGCUCUUCAAGCAUCCAUGCAUCACGGCUUUGCUGGAGAUGGCCGCUCAGGAGUUUGGCUACGAGCAAAAGGGUAUUCUUAGGAUACCAUGUGAUGCUGAGCACUUCAGACAAGUGCUUGAGGGACUGAAGGAGAAUUUGGGAGAACAUAGUUUAGAGAUUAUGGGGAUGGCCUCAGCUGUGGCACCGUGCCCUUAA